UUCUGACUUGGCAGCCUCGCACUCCUGCAAAAUUGGGAUCCAGGUGUCAAAGAGAGAGAUGGGUGGCUCCAAGACCAGUCUUGGCUUCCUCGUUUUGCUUCUGAUUGGCAUGUUGAGCGGGACGUCCAGCGACGCUCAUUCUCUUUCCUAUAAUUUUACCAUCCAUCCUCGGCCCAGAGAUGGUCAGCCAUGGUGUGCGGUUCAAGGCGAAGUGGAUCAAAAGGUCUUUCUCUCCUAUGACUGUGAUAGAGCUGAGAUCAGGUACAUGAGUCCAUUGGGAGAGGAAGUGAAAAGUAUGAACGUCUGGGAAACACAGACAGACACACUCAGAGACACUGGAGACUUGCUCAAGGAGCAAAUGCCUGAUGUUACCCCGGAGAAAGACACAGACAAGGACUUUCUGACCCUGCAGGCCAGGAUGACGUGCUGGAGUGAAGACAAUGGACACACCAGUGCAUCCUGGCAGUUUGGCUUCAAUGGAAAACGGUGUCUCCUCUUUGAUUCGGAGAAUGGACAUUGGACAGUGGUUCAUUCUAAAGGGAGGCGGAUGAAAGAGAAGUGGGAGAAUGACAGAGCUGUGACUGACUUCUUCAAGAAGGUCUCCAUGGGAGACUGUCGGCACUGGUAUCAAGAUUUCUUGCUGCACUGGGAGAAAAUAUUGAAAACCACGGCAUCACCGACCACGGGCCCCCCUGCAGUCCAGCCCACGGCCACAGCCAUCAGUCACAUCGCCUGGAUUGCUCCUGUGGUUCUCACCAGUUUUGUCAUAAUGGGCAUCAUAAUAGCCUGUAUCCUUUACAAGAAGAGGAAAUGCUCCCAGGAAGCCCCUGACAGGUGGGCUGUUGGCCUCAGGACUCAGUCUUUGCUUGGCCGCCUUUGUUCUCCUGCUGUUCACUUUAGAACCAAGAAGUCAGACCUUCAGAAUCCCAAAUCUGUUUACCAGUUAUGAUGACACAGUGGCUGCACCAUCUCGUGUCUCUUGUCGCAUCUGAUGAACAUCCUCCUCAACCUCUUUAUUUUUUUUAUAUCUCCUUUCCCACUUUCUGUUGGUGUUGAGUGAUGCAGUCUCUGCACUGAUGCUUUCAACUACUUGAACAAGAGAUCGCCACAAACAUAGCACUUUCAAUCUUCUAGUUUUUGGAAAAUUAGACAUUUCCCUGCAUCAUGACCUUAUUCUUAAAAAUGAUGAUAUUGCUGGAAAAAUACAUCUGCUAUUACAGGACUCAGGGACUUUUUUUCUAUAUCCAAAGAAACAACUUUGUUAUAUUUUCAAAGGAAUAAAAUUUUA
Molecule: messenger RNA, 1288 nt
Organism: Dama dama (fallow deer)
Lineage: Eukaryota; Metazoa; Chordata; Mammalia; Artiodactyla; Cervidae
Product: UL16-binding protein 3-like
Exons: 5
Coding region: 59-949 (296 amino acids)
Biological process (GO): antigen processing and presentation of endogenous peptide antigen via MHC class Ib; immune response; positive regulation of T cell mediated cytotoxicity
Cellular component (GO): external side of plasma membrane
Source: RefSeq, a predicted model, not a curated record